AUGGAUACUAAGCAUUCACCCGGCAAAAAAGACAUGCUCCUCACCCGCCUCCGGCCCUCCCUCUUCAUGUCCGGCGCAAUGUGCCUCUGGGCCGUCGUAAGCACUCUAACCGGCAUAACGCACGACUUCAAAGGCCUCCUCCUCACGCGCUUCUUCCUGGGCAUAACCGAAGCCCCCUUCUACCCAGGCGCCCUCUACAUGCUCUCGAUCUUCUACACGAAGAAGGAAAUCGCCACGCGCAUCUCCAUCCUCUUCACCGGUAAUAUCUGCGGCACCGCGUUCGCCGGCCUCAUCGCCAUCGGCGUCUUCCGCAUGUCCGGCAUCGCAGGCCUCUCGGGCUGGCGCUGGCUGUUCAUCCUGCAGGGCAUAAUCACGUUCGUGAUUUCCAUGGCCAGCGGGUUCAUAUUACCCGACGAGCCGCUGAAUACGCGGUGGUUGACCCGUGCAGAGCGGGAACUUGCGCAUGCGCGCAUGCAGAGGGAUACGGUGGAGUUGAGGGAGAAUACGCCGGUGUGGGCCGGGUUGAGGGAGGCGGCGUCGGAUCCCAGGCUGUGGGUUUUGACGGCGAUGCAGCAUUUCCAUAUGGCGGCGAGCAAUUAUAAGAAUUUUUUCCCGACGAUUGUUGAGACGCUGGGCUUUGGGCAGAAUGCUACCCUCGCGUUGACCUGUCCGCCUUAUAUCAUUGCUGGGGUUAUUUCGAUUUUUUGGUCGAUUAGCUCGGGUUUGUUCUUCUUCGUCCAUACACAUAUAUAUAUAUAUAUAUUUAUAUGUGUGUGCAAAUUUACUUCAAUGCUGACAGGACAUACAGGCCGUAUGAACGAACGGACAUGGCACAUCACGUUUGCAAAAGUCGUUGCAGUGAUGGGCUUCGUGCUCGCGACGUCAACGCUCAACGUCGGGGCGCGGUAUUUCGCCAUGUGCGCCUUCGCAACGGGCGUCUACUGCUGCAACUCGAUCAUCCUGGGCUGGGUAGCGAGCACCUGCGGGCAAACGAAGGAGAAAAAGGCAUCGUCAAUUGCAAUCGUCAACACGGUAGCGGCGAUAUCGAUGAUAUACACUGCGGUGAGAGAGACCCCCCAACAGCACUAUUCAAUACUGUAG
Messenger RNA from Aspergillus puulaauensis, 1101 nucleotides. RefSeq lists its product as uncharacterized. The transcript has a single exon. NCBI's taxonomy places the organism in Eukaryota, Fungi, Ascomycota, Eurotiomycetes, Eurotiales, Aspergillaceae. Gene Ontology annotation, molecular function: transmembrane transporter activity. Gene Ontology annotation, biological process: transmembrane transport. Bases 1 to 1101 code for a protein of 366 amino acids. Gene Ontology annotation, cellular component: membrane. The record is from RefSeq and is a predicted model, not a curated record.